AUGGCGACCGAAAAAUACCCAGAGGACCUCAAACAAACUACCUCCCUCCAGCCAGGGACAAUAAACGACACAUCAACAGCUGAAGCUCUAACCCUCUACCACAAUGCCGAUACCAUCGACACAACCCCGGAACAAGACCGCUCUCUACGAUGGAAACUUGACUUGCGACUCAUGCCCCUCCUAUGCUUCACUUAUGCACUACAGUCCAUCGAUAAGAAUACUAUAAGCUAUGCUGCUGUAUUCGGACUACGAGAGGACCUGGGGUUGAAGGGGAAUGAGUUCUCGUGGACGGGAGCGAUAUUUUAUUUGGGUUAUUUGGUGUGGGAGUUUCCCACUAGUAUGUUCUUGCAGAGAUUUCCUAUCAACUAUUUUAUGUCUGGAACGGUCAUUGCCUGGGGCGCCGUACUUAUGGCUCACGGAGCUGUACAAUCAUUCCCAGCACUGGUAGCAGUGCGCACUCUUCUCGGUGCUCUCGAGGCAGCUAUCAACCCUGGAACAAUGUUGUUGUUCAGUAUGUACUACAUGCGAAGUGAACAACCUCUCCGAAUGGGAAUAUGGAUCGGCUCAGCUGGUGUGGGGUAUAUCAUUGCUGGAAUCGCUAGUUUCGGCAUCGGACAUAUCCAAGCAUCCCUCUCGUCAUGGCGCGUACUUUUCAUUAUUUGGGGUUCAAUCACCGUCGCUUGGGGCGUCAUUCUACUAUUCUGCUUACCCGGUGCACCGAUGAGAGCAAAGUUCCUGACAGCCGAUGAGCGAGCGCGUGUUGUUGCCAGAGUCAAGGGAAACGGAACGGGUAUUGAGAAUAAGCAUUUCAAGAUGAAGCAGUUUUGGGAGGCGAUGAUGGAUCCUAAGACGUGGCUGUUGUUUUUGUUUGCUUUGACGAGUAACUCGCCCAAUGGUGGUUUGUCUGCUUUCCAAGGUCUCAUUAUAAAGGGUGCUGGAUUUAGUACACUUAUGACUACACUCUAUCAGAUGCCAUCGGGUGCUGUUCAAAUGGUUGCUUGCGUUCUAGCAUGUUGGGGGGCUUCAACCAUAAAAAACUCCCGAAUUCCCAUCAUGCUUCUCGCCCUCGUGCCAUUCCUGGCCGGCGUCUUGGGUCUACACUUUAUCCCCCACAGCGAUGCCUACGCUCGCCUCGCCUGCCUCUGGAUAUCAUUCUCGUACACAGCAACAUGGACGCUCAGCAUGGCCGUCUCAAUGGCCAACACAGCGGGCCACACCAAGAAGAUCACCACCAACGCGAUCCUGUUGAUUGGAUACUGUCUCGGUAACUUCGUAGGACCAUUCUUCUUCAAGAGCGACCAAGAGCCGCAGUAUCAGCUUGGUGUGGGAAUGAUGUUCACAUGCAUCGCCAUCCAGGUCGCUAGUCUGCUCGCGCUUUGGGGAUUGCUCUGGUGGCGAAACAGAGAGAGAAGAAAGGACAGAGUGGAAGGGGAUGAGAGUAGAGGUUGGGAGAUGGGCUUGUUGGACGUGACGGACCUCGAGAACAAACACUUUGAGUACGUAUACUAG
Messenger RNA from Fusarium coffeatum, 1509 nucleotides. RefSeq lists its product as uncharacterized. The transcript has 4 exons. Gene Ontology annotation, cellular component: membrane. Gene Ontology annotation, biological process: transmembrane transport. Gene Ontology annotation, molecular function: transmembrane transporter activity. The record is from RefSeq and is a predicted model, not a curated record. Lineage: Eukaryota; Fungi; Ascomycota; Sordariomycetes; Hypocreales; Nectriaceae. The coding region runs from base 1 to 1509 and encodes 502 amino acids.